Messenger RNA from Lachancea dasiensis, 1137 nucleotides. The record is from the annotation of a GenBank genome assembly. Lineage: Eukaryota; Fungi; Ascomycota; Saccharomycetes; Saccharomycetales; Saccharomycetaceae.
AUGCCAGCUCAAGAGGAUUUUUCAGUGGAACAAUUUAUGGACAAAUAUGAGGAACAUGUUGAGUACAAUGUUGGUGAGACUUGCUGCUACUCAUUGAGCUUCGAAGAGCUGAAAGAUCUCACGGGCGAAAAGUUCGAAUUCGAUAACAACAAGAGACUUACUUACGGGUCCAUUCGGGGGUCCCCGCAACUACGUUCGUUGAUUGCGGAAAUACAUUCCAAUGAGCGCGUACAACUCACCCAGGACAACGUCUUGAUCACCAAUGGAGCUAUUGGAGCUAACUUUCUGGUUCAUUACGCUGUGGCAGGGCCCGGAGACCAUGUUAUUUGUGUUGCUCCCACGUAUCAGCAGUUAAGCAGUGUUCCGAAGAUGUUCGGCGCUGAGGUUGAUCUGUUACGGUUGAAAGCCAAAGAUGGUUUUCUCCCGAACUUGGGCGAACUCAAAAACAUGGUCAAAUCCAACACCAAACUUAUAGUAAUUAACAACCCUAACAACCCACUGGGCAGCGUCAUUCCAAUGGAGCUGUUGCAGCAAAUCGCUGCGUUUGCUGAGGAGAAUGGAAUUCGAGUUCUCAGCGAUGAGGUUUAUAGCCCCCUGUUCCAUUCUUGCGAGCAGCCCAAAUCUAUGUGUCAAAUAAGUGCAUCGGGUGUCACAACGGGGUCCAUGUCCAAGGCGUAUUCAGCAGCCGGUGUCAGGCUUGGAUGGAUAGUAUCUCAAGAUUUGAGGUUUCUGGAAACCGCAGCCUCCAGAAGAGACUACAAUACGAUAUCAGUAUCCAUGAUAGAUGACGCAGUUGCUUGCUACAUUUUGAAAAACCGCAAAGCUGUGCUUGAUCGCAACUUGGCCCUGUGCACAGAGAACUUGGGGAUCUUAUCGGAUUUUAUCAAAAACUCAGAAGGGAGGUUUUCUUUCGUUCAUGAGCCGCAGGGCGGCUCAGUUUGUUUGUUGCAGGUCAAUGGUGUGAAGGACACCGAAAGGUUUACGGGGGUACUUGCCACGCAGUAUAAAGUUUUGUGUGCACCUGGCGAGUGUUUUGAUGUGCCUGGCACCAUUCGGAUUGGGUAUGGUAAUUCCAAACCGGAGCUGGUCAAGGCGCUGGAGCUUCUCACCAAAGCGUAUGAUGAGUUUCUUAAGUAA